AUGUCUGCUGUCACACUUCGCUCCGCGCUGCAAAGCCAGCCCGUGUCCUAUGGCUUCUGGUUGACUCUCCCCAGCGCCGCCGUCGCAAAGACCAUCCUCCGCCGCAGCCCCGAGUACUCGGAAGGCGGAUUCAGCUGGGUCCUCAUUGAUGCCGAGCAUGGCCUGAUCAACGAUAGCCACUACUACGAGCUCACAAACGCCAUCGGCCAUGAAGGCGCUAGCCCAAUCAUCCGCGUCCCCUGGCCCGAAGAAUGGAUGAUCAAGCGCGCUCUCGACGCAGGCGCUCACGGAAUCAUGACUCCCAUGUGCCACACCGCAGAGGAUGCCGCCAAGGUUGUUAGUUACUGCAAGUACCCGCCUGUCGGAGUGCGCGGCUAUGGACCUAUGUUUGCGCCGCAUUCUUUCCCUGGUGUGAAGCCGGCUGAGUAUGAUGAGAAGACUCAUGGGGAGGUUUUGGUUGUUGUACAGAUUGAGUCGAGGCCUGGUGUUGAGAAUGUGGAGAAGAUUGCUAAUGUUGAGGGGCUUGAUGUGUUGUUUAUUGGACCCUUUGAUCUUGCUAAGCAGAUGCGUGUUACUCGUGGCGGUGAGGAGCAUGAGGCUGCUAUUCUGCGUGUUUUGAAGGCUGCCAAGUCUGCCGGCAAGAAGGCUGCUAUCUUCUGUUCUGAUGGUGAUGAUGCUCUUAGACGCUCGCAGCAGGGCUUUGAUAUGGUUUCUAUCAUUACUGAUGUUGGUGUCUUUGGUGAUGGGAUGCUGCGCGAAUUAGAAAAGGCCAAGGGUACUACUAAGGCUGAGGGAAAGCGUGAUGGAUACUGA
Molecule: messenger RNA, 813 nt
Organism: Penicillium arizonense
Lineage: Eukaryota; Fungi; Ascomycota; Eurotiomycetes; Eurotiales; Aspergillaceae
Product: HpcH/HpaI aldolase family protein
Exons: 4
Coding region: 1-813 (270 amino acids)
Cellular component (GO): cytoplasm
Molecular function (GO): aldehyde-lyase activity
Source: RefSeq, a predicted model, not a curated record